This is a messenger RNA of Lachancea sp. 'fantastica', 1452 nucleotides long. The record is from the annotation of a GenBank genome assembly. Lineage: Eukaryota; Fungi; Ascomycota; Saccharomycetes; Saccharomycetales; Saccharomycetaceae.
AUGGACAUUUCCAACCGGAUUUCAGGUAUUCAGGCGUUGAUAGACCGCUUGAAUGCAAGUCUUACUUUGAGGAACAUCGAUGAAGUCAAUAGCGAGUUAAAGAGGGCCCAGAUUGAGCUUGGAAACUCAUCUCUUGUAGAUGUUGUAGGAAUUUCCGAAUUUUUGACGGAAAGUAAAGAAGUUUUGAUGAUGCAAGAACGGCUGCCGCAUCUGGAUUAUGAUUUGCUGAUCGACGUUGUUGGCAGAAUGAUAUCAUUGAUGCCUUUUGAUCAGUUGAUGGGACAAUUUUCGCCACAAGAUUUGAGUUUAAGCAUCGAGAGUGGCAUUCCUGCACUUGCUAAACUUGCAUGCAAGGUUUUACAGCGGUCGGAGCCUAAGGGACUCUUUGCGGGAUUGGGUCUCUUGGAUUUGAUCCUGUUCUUGCUCUUUGACCCUACAACAGACACAGGAACUGUAACAGAAAUUGAAAAUGUGUUCAAGGCACUGAGUUGUGACAGUUUGGUGCGCAGACGAAUUUUGAGUCACAAUGGCAAGUUUUUGAUUGGUGUCAAAACGGAACUUGAUCCUGUUUUAUUGGCAAGAUUGGUGGAUCUGCUGAGUUCAAUGACUCCCUUUGUCGACUGCAGUGAACUCAACGAAAAGUUGUUUCUGUUCAGUGAGCAGGAGAUCAUCAAAAGCAUUGACAUUGACAUAUUUUUGUUCAUUUCUAUUACCAACUACUAUACGGAUCUGUUGUACUCUUGUGGACCAAAGCUACAAUACGACCGCUCUUGUGCUUGGCUUGUAGCACAUGUCUUAGACGUGGCGAUACCGGUCUACGGGAAACUGUACGCCAAUGCAGAAGACGAUUCAAUUGUGCGUCUAUAUGCAGAGCGCUAUAUCUUCCGUCUUUUUGCACAAAUAUCCAUGCUUGAUGACCAAAAACAUUUCAAGCGGCUCGACCAACAAUAUCUGAAGCUUACGGACUCAAACCCCGAUUUCCCGGAAUUUCGAAAAUUCAUCAACCCGUUCUACCUAAUAUCUGAAAAGAAAAACCCAGUUCUUGACCAUCUUCGAGUUGAUCCGUCCCACUUGGCAGAACUCAGAAACUUAAUAUCCAACGAGUGCUCUUUUGAUGAAAUAAAAAAGGUCUUGGUGCCAGAUCGAAUCUUGAGUUUGCCCUAUUACGAACGAAUGAUUUUGUUGGAAAAACUCACCAGCUAUGAAUACUCAAGUCUGUUCCUCGUCAACAACCUUUCAAAAGUCAUGUCAGAUCUGUUGGAUGACAAAGAUGGAAGCAUCACAGAAACUGAAAUAGUGGAACUAAGAAGGAAGAUUUUUGAAAAUCUACUGAACCUGAGUGACGAGUCACUAAAUGUUUGGAAAACUCCAGUAUUGAAUUCAUAUCGAGCCAUUAUAACGGGGGCUAGGAAUGCCGGAGGGGCUGCGCAGGUAGCAGACAUUUAUAUAUAG